Molecule: messenger RNA, 1327 nt
Organism: Drosophila ficusphila
Lineage: Eukaryota; Metazoa; Arthropoda; Insecta; Diptera; Drosophilidae
Gene: Ran
Product: GTP-binding nuclear protein Ran
Exons: 3
Coding region: 200-850 (216 amino acids)
Biological process (GO): ribosomal subunit export from nucleus; protein import into nucleus
Cellular component (GO): nucleus; cytoplasm
Molecular function (GO): GTP binding; GTPase activity
Source: RefSeq, a predicted model, not a curated record
GAUAUAUUGGCACUUGAGUCAUUUUGCACAUCUCUAGCUAGUUGAUUAAAGAAUAGUUGUGAUCAACGAAAGUGUGAUUAGCGAGGUUUUUAGGAAUCGAGGAAUUCGAGCCGCAGCAACUCUCUGAUCCGCCGUCAAAGUCCAGAAGUCCCAGAAGUAAAGAACACAGAGUGCCAACAACAACACAAGCAGCAGCAGGAUGGCUCAGGAAGGUCAGGAUAUGCCCACAUUCAAGUGCGUGCUCGUCGGCGAUGGCGGCACUGGAAAGACGACCUUCGUGAAGCGCCACAUGACCGGCGAGUUCGAGAAGAAGUACGUGGCCACGCUCGGCGUGGAGGUGCAUCCACUGAUCUUCCACACCAACCGCGGCGCCAUUCGCUUCAACGUGUGGGACACCGCCGGCCAGGAGAAGUUCGGUGGCCUGCGCGACGGCUACUACAUCCAGGGCCAGUGUGCGGUCAUCAUGUUCGACGUUACCUCGCGUGUCACCUACAAGAACGUGCCCAACUGGCAUCGCGAUCUGGUCCGCGUCUGCGAGAACAUCCCGAUCGUCCUCUGCGGCAACAAAGUCGACAUCAAGGACCGCAAGGUGAAAGCGAAGAGCAUCGUCUUCCAUCGGAAGAAGAACUUGCAGUAUUACGACAUUUCUGCCAAAUCGAACUACAACUUCGAGAAACCAUUCCUUUGGCUGGCGCGCAAGCUGGUUGGCGAUCCCAACCUGGAGUUCGUCGCUAUGCCAGCCCUGCUGCCGCCCGAGGUCAAGAUGGACAAGGACUGGCAGGCGCAGAUCGAGCGGGACUUGCAGGAGGCCCAGGCGACCGCCCUGCCCGACGAGGACGAGGAUCUAUAAGCCUAUUCUAUAGUUAACUGAGAGAGAGAGAUGGCCGGCUUGCACACACCACAAUCACAACCACAACCACACGCAGUCACGACUUUUGGGACAGCAGCAGCAGCAAAGCAGGCGAAAAGUGAAGCGAACCAACCAGCAGCAGCAGCCGCAGCCGCAGCAGCAGCAACAUCAACUAGAGAUCAGCAUCAGCAAUAAUCCACUAUAUAUAAAGAGUUACGGAUUGCCAGCUAACGAUCGGCCAUUACGCCAACCUUUAACCAGCAGUCCUGCAUCCUGCAAGCCCUUCUGCCGUCGAUCGUAAUAUAAUUUUAGAGAUCCACUCAUUGAUAAGUCGGUUAUAAAUGAUUUUUUUUUGUGUUUCUUUCCAUUGCGUUGCUUUUGGCUGAAACUGAAUUGUCUUAAUGGUAUAGAAUCGAGAAACGUACCCAAAAAUCAAGUAAAAUAAAUAUCGAAAUCGUAUUUUUUUAAAACUUGCAA